Rotaria socialis is the source of this 1722-nucleotide messenger RNA. The record is from the annotation of a GenBank genome assembly. Lineage: Eukaryota; Metazoa; Rotifera; Eurotatoria; Philodinida; Philodinidae.
AUGGCCAAUGGAAUAAAGAAAUUACCUUCCCGUGUAUCAUCACGUCAGAUACCUCACAUACGUCUUUAUGAUGAUGGAAAUCUGGAGACACGAUACGAACUUUUAGAUAAAUUAGGUGAAGGUUCAUUUGGAACUGUAUGUCGUGUUAAAAAUAAAGAAAACGAUUUAUUUUUUGCAAUGAAAACAAUUACAAAAAAACCUGGCAAUAAAUUGAAAGCUUCAAGUCUUGAUAAUGAAGUAAAACUAUUAACAGAAGUUAAUCAUACUAAUCUUAUUCAACUUUAUGAAGUAUUAGAAUCAUCUCAAAAAUUGUAUUUGAUUGUUGAAUUAUGUGAAGGUGGUGAAUUAGGUGGAUUUGUUAAAAAGAAUGGUCCAUUACCGGAAGAAACAGUCAAACAAAUAAUGUCAAACUUAAUAAGUGCAUUACAUUAUCUUCAUAAAAUGAAUAUUGUGCAUCGUGAUCUUAAGUUAGAAAAUAUUUUAUUGAAAAAUUCUCCGAAAAAUAAAACCGAUCAAUUCGAUAUACGAGUUACUGAUUUCGGAUUAAGUUCAAAAAAAAGUAUUACUUGUACUGAUUCACUUUUCAAUGAAUAUUGCGGUACACCGCUUUAUAUGGCACCUGAAAUAUUAGAAAACAAAAACUACAGUGCACUUUGUGAUGUAUGGGCUAUGGGAGUGAUUAUGUAUUAUUUAAUUUGUGGCCGCCAUCCUUAUGUUGCUAAUGAUGAACGACGGUUACUUGAAAUCAUUCGUUCACAAAAACUUCGAUUUGAUUCGGACAAAUUUCGAAAUAUUUCAUCGGAAGGUCUAGAUUUUUUGCAAGGAAUGAUUGUUUACGAUACAGUUCAUCGUCGAACAAUGGGUGAACUUACUGUACAUCCUUGGCUAACGGGUCGAUCCGAUAAAGAACCGGCUAAAGAUAUAAUAACAAUGAUGAAAGAAUUUCAAGCGGAAAAUGAUCAACGACAAAUAUCCAUUGAUAAUAAUUUAGCAGCAUUAAUAAAUGCAACUGCAGAUCAUAUGAAUGAAUCACAAAUAUCAAAUGAUCAAUCAAAAUUGGUAUCUUCAUCGAUUGCCCACAAACUAGAACCAUUUAAUAGUGACUCGAAUCAAUGUAAAUCUAAUCUAAAUCCACCGGAUCUGCGUUCUGUUGUUGAUAAAAAUAAAUUAAGUAGCAGAACAACACAUCGAUCUUCAACCGAUGGUCUUAAGACAUUUCGAAGUAACACACAUGAUAUGAAUGGAAAUUCAUCGAAACUUCAUAUAAGAAGUAAAAAAAUUGAUAUGACAACAGAUUUAAUUGAUUCAAAUCAAAGUCGUCAAACAUUCAAUUCUUCUUCAUUUUUGUCCUCGUCGACAACUUUAUCAAAAAUACGACCAAGCAACGUUCGACUUGGUCGUUCUCAAUCUCAAGCUGAGAUUAUCUUAUCUUCGAAAUAUUCAUCACCGCGCCAACAACAGUAUCGCCGUACUGUAUUGAAUGAUUCAAUUAAUAUUGGUGUUACACCUUCUUCAGAUGUUUUAAAUCUACCAUCAAAUAGCAGUACCAUAGCAAAUCUUCCUAACAGUUCACCUUCUUCGACGGCUACUGCUCUUAUGAUGAUUAAUAAACAUUAUUCAAAUAGUCCAUCAUCAUCAUCGUUACCAACUAUGUCUCGUGAUCACCAUGACAAUACAAAAAAGAUAUCUUCGUAUGAUAAACGGCAUAGUAAUGAUUUAUGA